CAAUUUAAUUCAAAUUUAUUGUAAGACCACUCAUAUAUAUUCGAAGGAAUUUUUAGUCCUUGAAAUAUAUUUGGAACUAAAGAUGUGGCUGACUUUAAAAAAAACGUAUUUAAAUCUAAAUUGAUUUAAAUCAAAGAAAAAUUAAAUUUCCCGCCGUCGCGUCGAUAAAUGGCGGAAUUGUGAACUAUCAUUGCUCUUCAUUCAGGAAAAUAAAUUUUUAACAGUUAUUUCAUAGUUAGUUGCUUGAAUGCUACGAUGGACAGAAUACUCAAAGGAAUCAUGAAGUACAGAAAGUGUCAUCGGGAAGGGAUGGUGAAACAAUUUCAACAAGUCCGAGAUCAUCCCGAGCCGAAAGCAGUGUUCUUUACCUGCAUGGACUCUCGGAUGAUCCCAACUAGAUUUACGGAAACAAACGUUGGGGACAUGUUUGUCGUUCGAAAUCCCGGUAAUGUUGUUCCACACUCGCAACAUUUCAUGGACGAAUUCACUAUGUGCGAAUCGGCGGCACUGGAACUUGGUUGCGUGGUAAACGAUAUAAGGCACGUUAUUGUUUGCGGUCAUAGUGAUUGUAAGGCAAUGAAUUUGCUCUACGCUUUGAGGGAUGAGGAAUUUGCGUCAAAAACGAAUAGAAGAAUAUCUCCGUUAAGAGCGUGGCUGUGCGCGCAUGCUAGUAGCAGUUUGACCAAAUUUCAACAUCUCGAAGUUACCGGUUUCCACGAGCCGAUCAUUUUUCAGGCUGAGACACCACUGCGAAAAUUCGUCGCUUACAUCGAUCCGGAAGAUAAAUUCACUAUCGAGGACAAGUUGUCGCAAAUCAAUACGUUGCAACAACUUCAAAAUAUCGCGUCGUACGGGUUCUUGAAGAAACGUUUAGAGAGACACGAUUUGCACAUCCACGCGCUGUGGUUCGAUAUUUAUACCGGGGAUAUUUAUUAUUUCAGCCGAGCCAAUAAAAGAUUUGUGGAGAUAAAUGAAAUAACGGAGCCGUCUUUGCUUAAAGAAAUUAAAAGAUAUUAUUCGUAGACGUUUUUUCGCGAAAUAUUUAUAAUGCCAAUAUUGCUAAUAUUACAUUUCCAAAACGUACAAAUUGUGAAUCGCAAAGAAAGUAAUUUAUAUUUUUAUCUACUCAAAUUUGCAAAUUUUGUUUAUAUUUAUCUUGAAGCAUUGCACUAAUUAUAUAGUGAAUAAAAUUCUUGUAGCAUUACAAUACAAACAAUUUAGUUAAUUUUACGAGAGUUAUAUCACAAAUUAUAUAUUGAUGUUUAACGUAAAAUAUAUUUUUCGUUGAUUUAUAUAAUAUAUAAUAUAACUAUUUUUUAUAUACAUAUAUAUAUACGCAUACAUAAAAUUCUAUUUACGGAGAAUAUAAUAUAUCAUAAUUUAUUUGCAAAGAUAUAAAAUCCCCGUUAUGGAAUCAAGUGGGCUUCAUUAUAUAUAUUUUUUUUUUAUUUUGUAAUUUACAAUUGUUAUUUCAAUUCAUUUCUAAUUCGAAAAAUGGAAAAAGUCAAGAUUCAGAAAAGCAUCAAAGAGUCUCAAAUCAAUGGCAAGAACUAUCUAUAGAUGGAUGGACGGCUUCGAACGAAUUAGAGCAUGCCGGUUCCGAAAGAGAAAGCAAAACAACUAAAGAAGCUAUGAGGAAUCAGAAUUACGCAGCGUUGUAUCGUUAUUAAGAUCCGCAACUAUAUGCUUGGCACAAAACGUAAACUCAUAUAAUAUAUAUCAUAUUUUUGUAUCAUUUAAUUUAAGUUUAUUAAUAAUAACGUAAGUUUUUUUUUUUAGAUAAAUUUCGAAUAAAUAUAAUAUAAAAUAUAUUGACAUCACAGUGUCUUGAUGUAAAGAUAAAUUUUUAAACUUAUGUUGAAUGUUCCAUGUUAUCGAUGAAGUAUCAAUAGAAAUUUAAUAUUUAAUGAUCACAUUUUAAGCUAAAUUUAUAUUUUUAAUUAAUAUUACCAAAAGAGAUAUAAUACAAUACAAAAAUCUACAUUGAUAUUAUAUAAGUUUACAUCAAUAUUUGCAACAUUAGAUUUUUGUGUAUUGUGCAAAAUAUAAAUUUUUUAUAAAAGACUAUAUCAAGGAAUUAUAUAUGUCAAAUGUAAAAUAUAUUCUUGCUACAAAAAGACUUUCAAUAUUAUAAAAUUACAUAAAAAGAUUAGCUUAAUAUGUUUGAUAUUGUUUUUAGAAUCAAAUCAUGGAAUUUACAAUUAUAUCUUCUUUCCAUUUUUCAAGACGAGCGAUGAAAUAAACCAAGCGCCUCAUAUAGAGCGUGUACGUAAAUUAACGAGACGGAGUUCUUGCACAGCUCCGGCUGUUUAAAAGUACGCGUGUAACAGAAACGAUGUACGCGCGCACAUAGUUCACACUUCUAUUCACUCUUUGCGGUAAAAGUGAAGAGAAUUCCCUCAGCUUCCCAGCCCCAUGUCCAGUUUAGCCGGUUAGGCUCUGGCGUAUAGAAUGUUAAAGAAAAAGAGGAAGAAAGGAGGAAAAGAAUGGUGUUUCGAAUCGAAUUCCUUCAUUUUCGAUUGAGUUUUGUAACAUUAAGCGAUGUGGGUCCUCACCGCUGAAGAAGUGUGACAAGUAGCCUUCUUCGAAAAUGGUGAACCAAACGAACCUGUGCAGAAUCCGAUCGUAUUGUGCGAUUAGACACAGAGCGUGCUCUCUGUGAGAAACAAACUUUAUUUUUUCCCAAUUACUUACCUGUCUACCUGCCGCUUACGUAAAGUAAAAUUUUGUUUUGUGCUACAUUCUGCGGCUAGAAAUAGGUAAAAAUAAGGGUUCUCUCAGACAAAUAACUUAAUAUGCGGCAUCGGAAACACUGUGGACUACUGCGCGUUGCAUUUAUAUCCGCUUCCUUCCGUAAACAAAGAAUCCCGUGCUUUUACGGUAUCUUUUUUUAACUUUUUACCUACUUUGGGUAGAAGUCACUCGACUACCUGAGGUUAGGUGUAAAUCAUUGCAGGUUUAAUGUAAGUCCAUUUUUGUCAACGUGUAUAUUAUGCUAUUUACAGCGAUAAUAUAUAUAAAUUAUUUAUUAUAAUAAUAGAUGAUAUAUACAUUAUGUAAAAGGGGACAGGGAGAAUUAAAUGAAGAUUAAAAAAACGAUAAUGAAUCAUGUCAUAUAAUUGCAAUUAGGCAGUGCAAUUUAGAUAAUUUCUAAAAUUAAUUUUUAACUCUUUAACAAAGCUUGUCUCCUCCAGAAAAAAGAAAAAUGAAUCAAAAAUAUAGAAUCUAAAUAUAUGAAAUAUAAAAAUAUAGAAUCUAAAUAUAUUUUGCUAACAAAUAAAAUUUUACACAAAGAUUGUGGCUGUCAGCUAAAAUCAAUUAAAUUAAUGUCAAAUAUAGUCGAUAACAAGAUGAAUAAUUAUUUAUAUUUAUAUCGAAUAAUGUAAGAGAGCAAUUUGGAUAACAUAGGGAACAGAAAAGAAAAUAAUUAAUAAUUUUUUUUCUCGAUAUAUUUACUUCCACACAAGGCACAAAAUAUAAAAGAUUAAAGGGCUAAUAGAUUUUCCACUUUCAUGUCUUCCAGAUCCUCGCGUUUCAUAAUCAAUUUUUUUUUUCCGACUGUGAGGUUUUCUACUAUUGCAUAAAUUUUUAUAUUAUAUUCAACGUCGUACAUAGGCACAAGAUAUAUGCUAUUAGUACAUUAACAUUUUAUUAAAAAGAGUUUCUGCAAAACCUCUACAUUAUGCGGUCUUGUAAAAUAUGCAACCUUUACACUAUGCAAGAUCAAGAUAUAAAAGAUAUUAACUUUGACCGUUAAAAAUCGUAUUGUCAACUUAAAUCUUUGUCGGUUUAUUGUCAAGAGCUAUUCAGUUGUUCAUAAAAACAUCUUCUUAAGAUUUCGUUUUUCACUGCUAUUUGUGCUGGAUUGUGUUAUUUAGUCGAUACUUAUGUGCUUUCAAAUAAUGGUUCCUUCAAAAAAAAAAAAAAAAAAAAAAAAAAAAAA
This is a messenger RNA of Formica exsecta, 3943 nucleotides long. It is a transcript of the gene CAHbeta, whose product is annotated as beta carbonic anhydrase 1. The transcript is spliced from 5 exons. Gene Ontology annotation, molecular function: carbonate dehydratase activity; zinc ion binding. The record is from RefSeq and is a predicted model, not a curated record. Bases 256 to 1023 code for a protein of 255 amino acids. NCBI's taxonomy places the organism in Eukaryota, Metazoa, Arthropoda, Insecta, Hymenoptera, Formicidae.